AUGACUGUAACAAAUCCGAUCUUUUUAAAAAGACAUGAAACACAAGCAGAACAAUAUUCUGUUUUGAAUGAAUCUGAUUUAGAUUUAAGUAUUGUAUUUCCAGCAUAUAAAGAAGAGACUAGAAUUAAUGUUACCUUGAAGGAUACUUAUCAAUAUCUUGAAGGAAAAAUUGAAAAGAAUCCAAACUUUAAAUGUGAGAUGAUUAUUGUUGAUGAUGGAAGUACUGAUAAUACAAUUGGUGUAACUGUUGAUUUUAUGAAGGAAUAUAUUAAUAGAAAUAAUAAUAUUGACAUUCAACUUUUGAGAUUGAUCAAAAACAAAGGAAAGGGAUUUGCUGUUAAACAAGGAAUGAUUAGAAGUAGAGGAAAAUUAAUUCUUUUCGCUGACAGUGACAAUGCUACUGAUAUUAGAGAUUUGGAUAAAUUACUGACCAAGAUGGAAGAAAUGAAACAACAAGGAAAAUCGAAAUAUGGAUACAUGGUUGUUGGAAGUAGAAAUCACCUUUUGGAAGGAGUUAAACGUGAAAGAAAGUGGUACAGAAAUAUUACAAUGUAUGGAUUCCACUUUCUUGUUAAUUUCGUUGCCAAUAUUAGAAAUGUUGCUGAUACACAGUGUGGAUUCAAAUUGAUGGAUAGAGAAUCUGUUAGACAAGUAUUACCAAAUAUGAAAAUUGAUAGAUGGUGUUUCGAUAUUGAUCUCAUUCAUAUUUGCAAUUCUUUGAAUAUUCCUAUUCAUGAACAUGCUGUCAACUGGUCUGAAAUUGAAGGUAGUAAGGUCAAUAUUUCAGGAAUUAUUGGUAUGGCCAGAGAUUUGUUCUUGGUACGAAUGUUCUAUACUCUUGGAAUUUGGAAAGUGCAAACCAAUCCAAAAUUGGAGACAACCUUGUAA
Messenger RNA from Naegleria gruberi, 888 nucleotides. RefSeq lists its product as uncharacterized. Lineage: Eukaryota; Heterolobosea; Eutetramitea; Acrasida; Naegleriidae. Gene Ontology annotation, cellular component: endoplasmic reticulum membrane. Bases 1 to 888 code for a protein of 295 amino acids. The transcript has a single exon. The record is from RefSeq and is a predicted model, not a curated record.